This is a messenger RNA of Aspergillus mulundensis, 504 nucleotides long. RefSeq names its product DNA-directed RNA polymerase II subunit RPB7. Bases 1 to 504 code for a protein of 167 amino acids. Gene Ontology annotation, cellular component: P-body; RNA polymerase II, core complex. Gene Ontology annotation, biological process: positive regulation of translational initiation; positive regulation of nuclear-transcribed mRNA poly(A) tail shortening; DNA-templated transcription. The transcript is spliced from 3 exons. Gene Ontology annotation, molecular function: translation initiation factor binding; single-stranded DNA binding; single-stranded RNA binding. NCBI's taxonomy places the organism in Eukaryota, Fungi, Ascomycota, Eurotiomycetes, Eurotiales, Aspergillaceae. The record is from RefSeq and is a predicted model, not a curated record.
AUGUUUUUCCUCAAAGAAGAGACAAAAGUCAUCGCGUUACAUCCCUCAUACUUCGGACCGAAUGUGCGAGAAUAUCUUAUCAACCGCCUAAACGAGGAAGAAGAGGGACGGUGUACCGGAGACCACUUUGUGAUAUGUGUCAUGGACAUGGUCGAUAUCGGCGAGGGGCGAGUGCUGCCGGGGAACGGACAAGCUGAAUAUACAAUCAAGUACCGGGCGAUUAUCUGGAAGCCUUUCCGAGGAGAGACUGUUGAUGCUCUUGUCACAUCAGUCAAGCCUACGGGUAUUUUCACCCUGGCUGGCCCACUGUCCGUUUUCAUUGCGCGCAAAAACAUCCCAUCCGACAUCAAGUGGGAGCCCAACACAGUGCCGCCACAAUACACCGAUCAUGCGGACCAGGUAAUUGAGAAAGGCACAUGUCUGCGACUCAAGAUUCUCGGCGUCAAGCCGGAUGUUGCGGCGAUUAAUGCGAUCGGAACUAUCAAAGAAGAUUAUCUAGGGUGA